Molecule: messenger RNA, 1191 nt
Organism: Scheffersomyces amazonensis
Lineage: Eukaryota; Fungi; Ascomycota; Pichiomycetes; Serinales; Debaryomycetaceae
Exons: 1
Coding region: 1-1191 (396 amino acids)
Molecular function (GO): protein binding
Source: RefSeq, a predicted model, not a curated record
AUGUAUUUCCAAUUAAUGUUUCGAAUUGUAACUUGUAUAAAUUCAACUCUACAGCCACCUACACCAGCCAUCAGCUUGGAAUCAUUGCCUGAUGAAAUCUUGACACAAAUUAUAGAUCACUUAAACCAACUUAAUGUAAUAGAUUUAAGUCUUGUUAACUCGAGAUUUCAUUCGUUAUGUAUGAAAAAGUUAUACAAGAGAAUCGUUUUUAUAAAUAAAUAUGCUAGGAAUCGGACCAUAAUUCAUAGAAAAAUGGAUACAUUUAUCCAUACAAAUUUCACAAUCACUAAUACUUAUCCAUCAAAAGACUUUAUGUCUAAAUUUCAAGAAAUAAUUUUUAAUGAACACCACCCUAACAUAAGGGAUAGCAGUAGUGUCUUGUCCGUUGACCUGCUUAAGAACUCUAGGCUGUCCGAAGACCAAUUAAAUCAAUUAGCAAUUCAAAGAUAUCAAACGUUACUGAUAUUUUUCAGAUGUCCAAGUUAUUAUAUGAAUAAUGUCAAAAGAUUGGAAAAUGAGAUUAAGUCCUUCCAGAAAGUGGAACUUUUCAUAUGGGAAGACUCAUUAAAGACCAUCAACAAAUUACAAGGAAUGUUUAAUGGUGUGAAGUCUUUUUCUUUGGAAUGUGCGGGCUUUGAUAAUCGGUUACCGGAUUCAGCGAUAUCUGUAUUGUGUUGUAAGAACAUCACUGAACUUCAAAUAUGUCAAGGGUAUCAAACAGAUAAUGUACUUUGUAAGUUUAUUAAAGCAAUGCCGAAUAUAAAAACACUUAUUGUAAAUGAUCCACUAGAAAAAAUUCAAGAUGAUACCUUAGAACAUCUUUCUAACAUACCACUUCAAAAGUUUUGUCUAGAUAUUGGAUAUGAAGCCGAAGAACGUCUUGAAGAUAAUAUUAAUUUAGUCAAAGCCUUAUUUAAAUAUUGUGGAUCGACUGUUGAACUUGUCAAAGUUGACUUAACUGAUGAAUAUUCCGCCAGAACUACAUUAUUUAGUAUUGAUUUAUUCUAUAUUGGCAAUAAUGAAAUUUGUAAAGGGGUUAAUAAAGAUAUUAAGAAGUUAGUAUACUGGAUAAAAAGAAAUCUACAUAAUUAUCCGAAACUACGAUAUUUCACAUUUUAUCAUUAUCUGUUCGUGAUUGACAGGGAGGUGCAACCAUGUGAAUGGAUUGAAAUUAGUGGUAAAGAGUUAUGA